Trichoderma atroviride IMI 206040 is the source of this 2349-nucleotide messenger RNA. RefSeq lists its product as uncharacterized. The record is from RefSeq and is a predicted model, not a curated record. Gene Ontology annotation, cellular component: nucleus; cytosol. Gene Ontology annotation, biological process: protein deglycosylation; carbohydrate metabolic process; protein quality control for misfolded or incompletely synthesized proteins. Lineage: Eukaryota; Fungi; Ascomycota; Sordariomycetes; Hypocreales; Hypocreaceae. Gene Ontology annotation, molecular function: carbohydrate binding; peptide-N4-(N-acetyl-beta-glucosaminyl)asparagine amidase activity.
AUGCGUCCACGUGUUGAGCUGCUCUUGUCUCUCAACCUCGUGUCUGUCCAUGCAGCACCGCAAAAGCCAGGCAAUGGCCUGUCCUACAUCAACCCGCUCAUCGGCACCACCAACGGCGGCAACGUCUUCGCCGGCGCAACGCUCCCCUACGGCCUCGCCAAGGCCUCGGCCGACGUCGACGGCCAAAACACGGGCGGCUUCGGCCUGGACGGCAGCAACGUCGUCGGCUUCUCCAGCGUCCACGACAGCGGCACCGGCGGGAACCCCAGCCUGGGCAACUUCCCGCUGUUCCCGCAGAUUUGUCCCGACGACGUGCUGGACAACUGCAGCUUCCGCAUCGGCGACAGGAAGCUUCACUAUGUCAACGGCUCGGUGGAUGCGCGGCCGGGGCAUUUUGGCCUGCAGCUGGAGUCGGGCGUUGUAGCCAACAUGACAGUCUCGCAGCACGCGGCGCUGUAUCGAUUCACGUUUCCCAAGGAGAGCGGCGGCAGCAAAAGCCAUCCGCUGAUCUUGCUGGAUUUGACGGAUCUGUGGCAGAGCAGACAGAAUGCCUCGAUCCAGGUUGAUGACAAGUCGGGGCGGAUGACUGGCAACGGCACGUUUCUGCCCAGUUUCGGUGCUGGAUCGUACGUGAUGCAUUUUUGUGUCGACUUCUUUGGCUCGAGCAUCUACGAAACGGGUGUUUGGGUCAACAACAGGGCGGGCACAGAGCCAAAGGAGGUUUUUCUCACUCGCGGCUUCAACCUGUUCUUCCUGGAAGGCGGCGGGUUUGUUCGUUUGGAUCCCCCCAGUGACGGCACCGCCACGGUUCGGAUGGGCAUCAGCUACAUCAGCAGCCAGCAGGCUUGUCAAAACGCUCAACGCGAGAUUCCUAGCCCGUUAAAGGCUUUUGAUUCGCUGGUCAGCAAUGCUGAAAAGGCCUGGGAAGAGAAGCUGAGUCCCAUCUCGGUCAAGGGCGGCGGCGCGACAGACGAUCUGUUGACGAGCUUCUGGAGCGGCGUGUAUCGCAACAUGAUUUCGCCUCAGAACUACACGGGCGAGAAUCCACUGUGGCAUAGCGACAAGCCGUAUUUUGAUUCGUUUUAUUGCAUCUGGGACAGUUUCCGUGUCCAGCACCCUCUCCUCACAAUCCUCGAUCCUCACGCCCAGACUCAAAUGGUAGAGGCCCUGCUCGACAUCUACAAGCACGAAGGAUGGAUGCCCGACUGCCGCAUGUCUCUCUGCAAGGGCUGGACCCAAGGCGGCUCCAACGCCGACGUCGUCAUCACCGACGCCUUUGUUAAGAACCUCAGCUCCACCAUUGACUGGGAACUCGCCCUCGACGCCGUCAUGGCCGAUGCCGAGAACGAGCCGCUCGAGUGGUCGUAUCACGGCCGCGGCGGCCUCCACAGCUGGAAGAGUCUCAACUACAUCCCCUACCUGGACUUUGACCCGUACGGCUUCGGGACCAACUCCCGCAGCAUCUCGCGCACGCUCGAGUACGCGUACGAUGACUAUUGCAUCUCGGAGCUGGCCGGUGGGCUGGGCAGGCGUGAUUUGCAGGCCAAGUAUCAGGGGCGGAGCAUGAACUGGAAGAACCUGUGGAAGGCGGACCAGACUUCCUUGAUCAACGGAACUGAUACCGGCUUCAAGGGCUUUUUCCAGCCAAAGUAUCUAAAUGGGACGUGGGGAUUCCAGGAUCCUAUUGCGUGUUCUGCGCUUGCAGGGUUUUGCUCUUUGACUACUAAUCCCAGUGAAACGUUUGAAGCGAGUAUCUGGCAAUAUCUCUUCUACGUCCCCCACUCAGUUUCAUCCCUCAUCUCCCUCCUGGGAGGCGACGACGCCAUGAUUUCCCGGCUCGACUUCUUCCACACCUCGGGCCUCGCAGACAUCUCCAACGAGCCCGUCUUCUUCACCGUCUUCCUCUACCACUACACCGGCCGCCCAGCACUCUCCACCGAGCGCAUCCACCAGUACGUGCCCGCGUCCUUCAACUCGUCGCCCGGCGGCCUUCCCGGAAACGACGACUCCGGCGCCAUGGGCGCGUUCCUCGUCUUCUCCGUCAUGGGCCUGUUCCCCGUGGCGGGCCAGAACGUGUACCUGAUCUCGCCGCCGUUUGUCGAGGGGAUUAGCAUCCGGCAUCCCGUCACGGGCAAGACGGCCACGGUGAGGAAUGUCGGGUUUGAUGCGUCUUAUAAGAAUGUCUAUGUGCAGAGCGCAAGGGUGAAUGGGAAGCCGUGGACAAGGUCGUGGAUUGGGCAUGAGUUUUUCACAGAGGGGUGGACGUUGGAGCUGGUGCUGGGGGCCAAGGAGUCCAAGUGGGGGACCGAGUUGAAGGAUAGGCCGCCGAGUUGGUCGGUGAGUAGUUAG